Salvelinus fontinalis (brook trout) is the source of this 762-nucleotide messenger RNA. RefSeq names its product ladderlectin-like. The transcript has 6 exons. NCBI's taxonomy places the organism in Eukaryota, Metazoa, Chordata, Actinopteri, Salmoniformes, Salmonidae. The record is from RefSeq and is a predicted model, not a curated record. Bases 90 to 626 code for a protein of 178 amino acids. Gene Ontology annotation, molecular function: signaling receptor activity.
UAAGCAGCAUGUUUAACCUGGGUUUGUUCAGUGUUUGUGGUGUCCCAGUUUCUUUAUUGUUCCUGUUGUUGGUUGGCUAAAGAGACUCCAUGACCAUGUUGACCAGUCUUCUUCUUCUCAGUGCUGCCUUUGCUCUGGGAGAUGCACAAUCACUUCUAGAAGAAGACUUGUGUCCUUCCGGUUGGACCAAAUAUGGAUCAAGCUGCUUAAUGUUUGUAAAGACUACAAGGAGCUGGCCUGAAGCAGAGAGGCACUGUGUGUCCCUUGGUGAUCAACUGGUGUCUGUACCCAACGUUGUGAAGUACCUUGGCGCAAACCUGGCAUCUGUGCACAGCUCCGAGGAGGAUCACUUUCUACAGGCGUUGGUCUUGGUGAAGACUGUUGGUUUCCCACCUACCUGGAUUGGCGGAUUUUAUUCUGUUAAGGACAGGCGGUGGUCCUGGAGCGAUGGCUCUGACUUUGAUCACCAGAACUGGGCUAAUGGAAGGCCCGCUGCUGGUGCCAGAGACACUUGUAUUCAUAUCAACUUUGGAGGUCAAAAGCGCUGGAACAAUGCAUUAUGUGGAAGCAGCUUGCCCUCGGUGUGCUCCCUGAGACUCCUGCCUCUUCGUCAGACUAUACAUUAAAAGCAGCAAUGCUAUUCCGUAGUGUCUGCAUCCUUAAUACUUCAUGGUAACGUCAUACUUUGUUGCUGUUAAAUGAAGUCUCAUUUACUACACAAAUAUUGAGGACUUGUUUGCAGCCAAUAAAAUGUGGACACUA